AUGCCUUUCCCGGGGAAAAAAGUCAACCAGCAGCAGCCACCAUUUCUUUCAGAAAUGGAGCAUCAUCUCUCCAUUCACAGCUUCUACCUGUACAGCGAAUACAUGGCCACGGCCGGCGGCGGCACCGCUGCGACGUCGUCGUCGUCCUCCUCCUCCUCCGGCUCCGACUCGCUUCCGUUCAGCAUGGUUUGCGGCGGCGGCGAGGCGCCCGCGGCCGUGUCGUGGCGCGCCGCCGCGGAUGCCGAGGUCUCGGCGGUGCCGGCGGCGGUUGCCGCGGGCGCGGGGCAGCUGGUGGCGCCUAAUAACAAGGGCGGCGCGUUCAUCGGGGUGCGGCGGCGGCCGUGGGGGAGGUUCGCGGCCGAGAUCCGCGACUCGACGCGGAACGGCGUGCGGGUGUGGCUCGGCACCUUCGACAGCGCCGAGGCCGCCGCGAUGGCCUACGACCAGGCGGCCCUGUCCGCGCGGGGCUCCGCCGCCGCGCUCAACUUCCCCGUGGAGCGCGUGCAGGAGUCGCUCCGAGCGCUGGCGCUGGGCGGCGCGGCUGGUGCCUCCGCGGGCGGCUCGCCCGUGCUGGCGCUCAAGUCGCGGCACUCCAAGAGGAAGCGGCGCAAGAAGUCCGAGCUUCUGGCGGCGGCGGCGGCAAAAGGCGGCGCGGCGUCGGGCAGGAGCAAGAGCAAUAACGCCGCGGCGGCGGUGGCCGAGCAGCAGCGCUUCGUCGUGGAGCUGGAGGACCUCGGCGCCGACUACCUGGAGGAGCUCCUCAGAAUCUCCGAGAGCUCGCUAAGUGAUCGUCACUGA
Molecule: messenger RNA, 798 nt
Organism: Miscanthus lutarioriparius
Lineage: Eukaryota; Viridiplantae; Streptophyta; Magnoliopsida; Poales; Poaceae
Source: the annotation of a GenBank genome assembly